Molecule: messenger RNA, 1592 nt
Organism: Cryptotermes secundus
Lineage: Eukaryota; Metazoa; Arthropoda; Insecta; Blattodea; Kalotermitidae
Product: DET1- and DDB1-associated protein 1
Exons: 4
Coding region: 452-760 (102 amino acids)
Biological process (GO): positive regulation of proteasomal ubiquitin-dependent protein catabolic process
Cellular component (GO): Cul4-RING E3 ubiquitin ligase complex
Source: RefSeq, a predicted model, not a curated record
GAGACUGUAAUAUCGGAUGGUAGGGUGACGUCUGAUGAGCUAGAAAGGAUUUGGAAGGAAACAGUCAUGAUCUAAUUGAAAUACUGUCCCGGUAUUUGUCUGGAGAGACUAAAUAAAAUCAUGGAAUAGAUUGGUGAGGAUAGCCAGUGUCCCGCGCGAUAUUCGAAAUACACGUAACCUACAAGGUGAUGAGUUGGCAACACAAAAGUCGUUACCAACAGUUGAAAUCAAUUAUUCAAGAACUAUUUAAAUUUGACUGUUGCUCCAAAUGCCUUUCUAAGGACUUCUCUACUUUCAAACGUUUAGAAGUAUAGUUGACUUAACAAAAUAUUCUAUCUGUAAUUAAUACUAACAAAAAGUAUAUACAAAUAGCCAUGUGUUGGACACGUGCUGCUCUCUAGUCGAAGUUUGCAUGUUGUUGUGUGAGUGACGUUUCUAUACUUUGUAUGAAAUGUCAGUAGCAGAGUUUCUGAAGGGGCUACCAUCCUAUAAUGAGAAUAACUUUGCACGGUUUCAUACAGACAGUGGAAGCCGGACCUGUGUCAAACGUCCAUCUGUAUACCUCCCAACAAAGGAAUACCCAUCAGAACAAAUUAUAGUAACAGAGAAGACUAACAUUCUCCUCAGAUAUCUCCACCAACAGUGGGAUAAAAAGAAUUCCCAAAAGAAGAGAGAUCACAUGAAUCUGGAGACACCCGAGGAGUCAGGCUCAAGGAAAAGGCCGCGUCUGGACAGUACUGCUGCUAGCAGUUCUCCGUAAUCGUUAUAAGUGUACCUUGCGUGUUUCAUAUUGUCUGCUGGCACUUUCCAUCUUCUUGUGCCACCAGCUCUUUGUGUAAAUACUGAAAUAUAGGACCUGGCAACAGUCAUAAUAUUAUUUUUAUGAGUGUUUUUCAAGAUGUUUCAAUUUCCCUUAUUUGAUCAGAUCUGUUUUAAUCUUACAAAAUUAGAUCUUAAAAAAUUUUCAUAUGUGUUGUCACAAGAAACCGCGUUGUAAGAAGCAUCUGCCUCUAGAUGCCAUUUUAUUUGCUCUAACAACUUAUUGUCUUUAUAUUCCAGCAACCAUUGCUACAUCCCAUGUAGCUUGUUUGUCAGUUGUCAGGAAGAAUUAUGCUACUUUGUACAGUCUGAAUUAUUUUAUAUAUAUAUAUAUUUCUGUUAUUUUAAGUUUGCUCAUUGCUAGCAUAUUGUAUGAAUCUGAAGCGAAAAUGGACCUGAGUAAUUAAAAGGUAUAUUCCUGUGACAGGAAUUGAUUAUUUUGUGAAAAUAUUCUGACAUAGAAUCAAAGAAAAUCAAACUACAAUGAUCUGUUUCCUUGUUGUGAUUCCCGUAGGGCACAAUGGAAGUUUUCUGUCGAAGUAUUGCCUAGACAUUGGCUCUCUUUAGCUUUGUUUGUAAGCCAAUGUAUAGACAUUAUGAUCCCACCCCCAUGAUUAGAAACAUUUUGAAUGUAUCCGUAACCAAUCACCAGUCAGUUUCCUGGAAGUUGUAACAUUGAAAUUUAAGAUGUGCUGAUACUGAAUGAAGCAAGGUGCUCCAUUCUUUAUGAAAAUGAAUGACGUGUAAUAAAACGAAAUAGUAGUUUUAUUUUA